This is a messenger RNA of Lactuca sativa (garden lettuce), 1744 nucleotides long. Its product is annotated as G2/mitotic-specific cyclin-2. Gene Ontology annotation, molecular function: cyclin-dependent protein serine/threonine kinase regulator activity. Gene Ontology annotation, biological process: mitotic cell cycle phase transition. The record is from RefSeq and is a predicted model, not a curated record. NCBI's taxonomy places the organism in Eukaryota, Viridiplantae, Streptophyta, Magnoliopsida, Asterales, Asteraceae.
CCCCAUUAUUCUCUUCAUCCUCUCUCUCUCUCUCUCUUCAUUUGUUCUUCAUCUUCUUUCCAGUUAAUGCACUCAUCACUGUGUAGAUUUCAAUGGCGUCUUUAAAUUAAAUGCUCUUAAUCUACAUCCCAGGGUUCUUUGAUUUGUGGGUUCUUGACAGAUUUGCCUUAUCGCAAGAUCUUUUAAGUUGGGUUUUGUUUAAUUUCUUCGGAUUUUUAUUCAUUUAAUCAAUGGAGAUUUCAGUCGAUAACAAAAAACCCACAAAUCUUCAAGUUAAAGGACAGAAGAUGACUACUAGAAAGUUUGGUGUUGAUGUUAGCAAUAACAGAAGAGCUUUGGGUGUGAUUAAUCAGAAAGGAGGAGCUCAACUUUACCCCUGUGCUGUAAACAAGAGAACUUUACCACAAGCAAAUGGAAACAAUGAGAACAGUGUUCCAAAUCAAGUUCAUAGGCCAAUCACAAGGAAACUUGCUGCUCAAAUUGCCAACAAGAAACAGUGUUUCCCCGAGGAUGUUUUGAACCCAAAACAAUCAUCUGAGAGUUUUAAGGUAUGGGAAGACAUGGAAGAUCAACCUGUUCCCAUGUCCUUGGAAACAACAGAACCUCAAAAAGAUCAUAUGCAGGAAGUUGAAAUGGAGGACAUAUUUGAAGAACCAGUUGUUGAUAUCGAUGUCUCAGACACCAAAAAUCACCUUGCUGUUGUUGAAUAUGUUGAAGAUCUUUAUGCCCAUUACAGAAAGAUGGAGAGUUAUGGCAUGGUUUCACCUAACUAUAUGUUAACACAACAAUCUGACAUCAAUGAAAGAAUGAGAGCAAUACUAAUUGACUGGCUUGUUGAGGUGCACCACAAGUUUGAUCUUCAACAAGAGACACUGUUCUUGACAGUUAAUCUGAUAGACAGAUUCUUGGCUAAACAAAGUGUGGUUAGAAAGAAGUUGCAAUUGGUUGGUUUGGUUGCCAUGCUUUUAGCUUGUAAAUAUGAGGAAGUUUCUGUUCCUGUGGUUGAUGAUUUGGUUUUCAUCUCAGACAAAGCAUACUCCAGAACUGAAAUUCUUGAAAUGGAAAAGUUAAUGUUGAACACAUUAGAGUUCAACAUGUCAGUUCCAACACCAUAUGUGUUCUUGAAAAGAUAUCUGAAGGCUGCGCAAUCUGAGAUAAAACUGGAGCAAAUGUCGUUUUACUUGAUGGAACUUUGCCUUGUGGAAUACGAAAUGAUCAAAUUCACCCCCUCGUUUUUGGCUGCAGCUUCCGUUUACACUGCUCAAUGCAGUCUUUAUGGGCUAAAACAAUGGUCAAAGACAUGUGAAUGGCAUACAAACUACACCGAAGAUCAACUUCUGGAAUGUUCAAGAAUGAUGGUGAAAUGCCAUGAAAAGGCAGGAACAGGGAGAUUAACAGGAGUUUACAGGAAGUACAAUACUUCAAAGUUUGGGUAUGCAGCGAAGUGUGAGCCAGCAAACUUUAUUGUUGUAGAAGAAGGGAGCCAACAAUGAAGAAUUAUGAAAGUUUGGGGUUGGUUUUAACAACUGAGGAAUUCUGAGGGGUCGUUUAGAGAAUAAUUUAGCAACUUACCUUGUUGCCCUUGGGCUUUUGGGGUGGGGUGGUGGGGAUUAAUUAGUUUUUUUCAUGGUGGUUCAAAUUGUGUGAACAACCAAAUAGGCCUAAUGUUUGUUCAUGUUGAACAUAAUUAUUGAUCUUGUGAUUUAACAUUUUUACAAUAAUAUCAUCAUAACUUACUUUUUAA